Chrysemys picta bellii (western painted turtle) is the source of this 1253-nucleotide messenger RNA. RefSeq names its product olfactory receptor 5V1-like. Lineage: Eukaryota; Metazoa; Chordata; Testudines; Emydidae. The record is from RefSeq and is a predicted model, not a curated record. Gene Ontology annotation, cellular component: membrane. Gene Ontology annotation, biological process: G protein-coupled receptor signaling pathway. Gene Ontology annotation, molecular function: G protein-coupled receptor activity; olfactory receptor activity; odorant binding.
UUUGCAGCUCUAUUUAUCCAUCUACCUCACACUACAAGGCAAAUGAAAAGCUCAAUCUAUCAACUUUCAACUUUCUACUUAAGAAGUUCAUUAUUCCUCUAUUUUCCCCCUAUAGAUAUGUUGAGAACUUUACGUUGGAAAUUGGACAAAUGUCAGAAAAAUGAAAUAGUCAAAAAUACGUUCUGCCUUUCUUGGAUCCAUCUGUCUCUGUGUCUAGAUUACCUAUUUAUUAGAAUUUAUCCACUCACUGCAUUCCUGUGUAUAUAAAUUAGGUUUGUAUUACUGUUUCAUUUUUUUUCAGUUCUCACAGGACACUGUUUUGCUGAAGAAUAAUGGAGAAUCAAACCACUGUGGCCAAAUUUAUUAUCUUAGGAAUUUCCAGUGACCCACAGCUCCAGGUUUUCCUGUUCUUGGUAUUUUUAGUUAUUUAUGUAAUAACCUUACUGGGGAACAUGCUUAUCAUGUUGGUGAUAAAGGUUGAUCCUCAUCUUCAAUCACCCAUGCACUUCUUUCUGUCCCAUUUAUCCUUUGUUGACAUCUGCUAUUCCUCCACCAUUGUCCCCAAGAUGCUGGAGAACUUUCUAGCAGAGAAGAAAACCAUUUCUGCCAAUGGCUGCAUUACCCAAAUAUUCUUUAUUAUUUUGUCAUCUGGUGCUGAAAUUUUCACUCUUGCAGCUAUGGCUUAUGACCGAUAUGCUGCCAUAUGUGACCCACUGCAUUAUAUGGAAACAAUGAAGAAACGACUCUGCCGACAGCUAGUGGUGGGUGCAUGGAUCAUUGGCUUUAUAGAUGCUCUGUUAAAUACUGUUCCUCUGCUAAAAUUACACUUCUGUGGUCCCAGCGAAAUCAACCAUUUCACCUGUGAGCUCCCUUCACUCUUGGUCUUGUCCUGCACUGAGACCUUCAACAAUGAAGUGGUGCUCCUUUCCUCCAUUGCAAUAUUUGGAUCCAGCUCCUUCCUGCUCACACUGGUCUCCUACAUUCACAUAAUUGCCACCAUCCUGAGAAUACACUCCAUGGAUGGCAGGCGUAAAGCCUUCUCCACCUGCAGCUCCCACCUUCUCAUCGUUAUUUUAUACUUUGGAACAGGUUCCUUUCGAUAUGUGAGACCCAGCUCAGCAUCCUCCGAGGUUCUAGAUAUGCUGGUGUCCAUCCAGUACAGCAUCUUGACCCCUAUGUUAAAUCCCAUCAUCUACAGCCUGAAAAACAAGGAGGUGAAAAGAGCCAUAGUGAAUAUGUUGAAAAAAGCAUAA